Entamoeba dispar SAW760 is the source of this 876-nucleotide messenger RNA. RefSeq lists its product as uncharacterized. The record is from RefSeq and is a predicted model, not a curated record. The transcript has a single exon. Lineage: Eukaryota; Evosea; Mastigamoebida; Endamoebidae. The coding region runs from base 1 to 876 and encodes 291 amino acids.
AUGGCAAAUGACUUAAGCAUUAAAACAGAAGAUUUGAUAAAUGAAUAUGAUUAUUAUGAAAUGAUUAAAUCAAAACUAAAAGAAAAGACAGACUCUAUUAGUGAAAGUAUUGUUUCAUUAAGUUUACUAAAAAAUCCUAUAAGUAUAAUUGAUGCUUUAUUACAUCUUAAUGCAGAUUGUACUUCAAUAGUUAUUAUUGCAACAGUCUCUCCAUUUUUAAGGGUUUUACACCAAAAAGAAAAAGCAACUUCACUUAUAAAGGGAUUUAAUCAAGGGAAAAAUUCAGUUGAUGAGAUUCAAGAAAUUUGUAUCACAAUUACUGAAGUUAUUCAUUUACUUGGUUGUUUAGGGGAUUUAACUAUUAAACAACAAAAAGAUAUUCAAGAAACUCAAGAAGAUACAAACAAAAUUUACCAAAAUUCACUCCAAGAAUUGCAAAGAAAAAUAAAAAAGAAUGAAGACAUUACUGAAACGUUAAAACCAAUUGACAAACAAUUAUUUAUAAUGAUGGAUGUUGUUUUAAAUAUUCAAAAAGAAAUUGAAGAUGAAAUUCAAAAAUAUGUUGAAGAGAGGGUAAAAUUUAAUCAAGAAUAUGAGAAAAGAAAAAUACAAAUGGGAGUAUCACCUGAACCAAAGAAAGAUAAAAACUCAAAAUCUAAAGAAAAGUUUUCACAAUCAAUAGAAGAGAAAGAAAAACAAGAAUAUAAUCAAACAAUUCAAUUAUGUGAAAAUAUUGCUAAAACAGCUAAAAAUGAAAUUAAAGAAGAAGAAAAACAGGAAAAACAAGAAGAAAUAAGAAAAACAAAGAUAAUUAUUGUUGGAUCAUUAGCUUUAAUUAUUCUUGGAAUUGCAAUGCUUUUAGUUCAAAAUAACUAA